AUUACAAUUUCCUAACCACACAUUCCUUCUACUGUAUACCAAAUCAUGCUUGAAUUUGAUUAAUAAAACAUUAAGUAAUUUGGUCAUGGUGUGAAUUGAAUCGUUUUGUAUUUUAUCUUCAUUUUAUUGCCCAAAAAUUGUGGUGCACCUCCCAACACUUCUUCCGAACAUUUUAAUUGAAUCCUAAGCGUAACUUAAAAAAGAUGGGUAAACUAGUCUUACUCGACACUUUGUCAAAACACGUGGGUCCUGUGUGGAACGUCGCCUGGCAUCCCAAGGGUGACGCGCUCGCCACCUGCGGUGAAGACAAAACAGUUAGAAUUUGGGCGAAACAGGGAAACAAAUGGAUUAAUAAAGUCGUAUUGAGCGACGCUCAUAAGCGUACUAUACGUUCAGUUGCAUGGUCGCCGUGCGGUAAUUACUUGGCAUCGGCCAGUUUCGACGCUACUGUCGCCAUUUGGGAUAGAAAGACGGGCGAAUUCGAGUGUAAUACUACGUUGGAGGGUCACGAGAACGAAGUGAAAAGUGUUGCAUGGUCCAGGUCGGGUCAUUUGCUAGCCACCUGCAGUCGUGAUAAGUCUGUAUGGGUUUGGGAAGUGGCGGACGAGGACGAAUAUGAAUGUGCCGCCGUCUUGAAUGCGCACACACAAGAUGUCAAGAAGGUUGUAUGGCAUCCAGAAAUCGACUUGUUAGCUUCGGCUUCUUAUGACAACACAAUUAAGCUUUUUAGGGAAGACCUUUCUGAUAACGAUUGGAUUUGUUUGGAAACUUUAGAAUCUCAUGAUUCGACAGUGUGGAGCUUAGCAUUUGAUAAGACCGGUAGAAGAUUGGCCUCGUGCAGCGACGAUACCACUGUAAAGAUAUGGAAGGAGUAUCCACCGAACAACCCGGAGGGGAUACCGACAACAGAUAAUGAAUCUACAUGGAAAUGUGUGUGUACACUUAGCGGUUAUCACACGAGAACUGUUUACGACAUCAGUUGGUGUCAUUUAAGUGGUUUAAUCGCAACAGCAUGCGGUGAUGAUAUUAUAAGAAUAUUCAAAGAAGAAGAAACUUCGGACUCCAAUGCUCCAACUUUUAAUUGUGUAAGUUCAACUGAACGUUCACAUACUCAGGAUGUGAAUUCGGUCGCAUGGAAUCCCGUUACUCCUGGGUUCUUGGCUUCUUGUAGUGACGAUGGAAGUGUCAAGUUGUGGAAUUAUACAGAUUAAGUUUUAAUUAUGUUAGGUUGAUUUUAUAUCUUGAAACGGUGUGUUACAUUUUUUAAUAUACAUAUAUCGUUUA
Photinus pyralis (common eastern firefly) is the source of this 1284-nucleotide messenger RNA. It is a transcript of the gene Ciao1, whose product is annotated as probable cytosolic iron-sulfur protein assembly protein Ciao1. Bases 204 to 1211 code for a protein of 335 amino acids. Gene Ontology annotation, cellular component: cytoplasm; cytosolic [4Fe-4S] assembly targeting complex; mitochondrion. The record is from RefSeq and is a predicted model, not a curated record. Lineage: Eukaryota; Metazoa; Arthropoda; Insecta; Coleoptera; Lampyridae. Gene Ontology annotation, biological process: iron-sulfur cluster assembly. The transcript has 3 exons. Gene Ontology annotation, molecular function: protein binding.